AACGGAGAAUAACAAAAGGUGGGGCAUAAAGGUAUAUCGUCAAGCGAGAUAACUCGAAAGUUGGAGAGAUCACGUGCUUUUGCACACAGCGCCCCAUAUCAGAAGCUCUAUACUUGGUGAGUUGGCGCCAACAGGAAUUACUACAAUGACUACUAUACAUUCAUACAGCUGCCCCCACUGCUAAUAGGAAGUAAAAAAACACGAGAAAUUAACUAAAAUAAUAUCGACCCAUUUAUGUUUUUAAGAGGUUGGAAAAUAAUUCUGAACAAAAUCCACCCGGAAAGGAAUGUAUUAUGACAAAAAAUAUACGUUAAUUAUACAAGUCGACGAACACUAUUUCAUCUUCGCCUUUUUCCGUUGUGUUUUUUUUCUUUCUAUCACCCUCUCUUACUUCUUUCUGCGAGCCUACUGCCACUACCGCUGCUGCUGCUGUCGUGAGGCCCUGCCAACAUGGCGGACCAGCGAAGUGCUACUGGUAUCAUAGAACAACAUAAUGUUGUUGUGGUUGCCGGAGGUAGUUCUGCUGAAUUGCCUGCGAUGGUUGUACCUACUGGAGACAGUCUGAUUGUAUCAGAAGAAUUAACUGAACAAUCAGUUAACCAAGAACAACAACAAUCCGAAGGUGUCCAAGAUAUUUUGCAGCAGACCAUGUCAGAAACGGUUCCAGAGGAAAGUCUUACUUCAGUCAAAUAUGCACAGUCCACUAUUGACAAUAACAACACUUCUACAGAAAGUGUCGUCAGUGUAGUUGGUCCAGCUGGAGAUAUUGUUAACUCUGUUGUGGAAAAUAGUACCGUUCUUCAAUCUGCUGUCACUACAGAGACCAUUACAUCGCCGUCAGUUACUGGUUCAGUAUCUACUGUGGACACUGUACAACAUGCAGUCAACGUUGUUUCAUCUUUAUCCAUUCCGCAAGUUGUCCACAUUGCUCAGCCGCAAGUGCAAGAAAGUACGACAGGAUCAUCUCAACAGGAACGUGCUACCACUGUGGUUGUUGUUUCCAGACAAAACGAUGACAAAGGACAUCAAGUUGUUGAUGGUGUACUCGUCCCCGAAAUACAUGAAAAUGUCGUUGUUGGAGCCAAUAGCGGUGAAAAUCAGCCAGACACUAAUACUGACAACAGUUUUGUCGAUGGUACUGGGGACUUUUCUAUAGUUACUACUGCAAAUCUCUCUGAACAACCGUCGUCAUUAUCGGAAACUAUGUCUAUGAGUGAAGUAGCAUCAUCUGUGACAGGUGUUGAAGAUGAAGGAGGUAGUGAUAGCGCAGCAACAGCAGUGGCUGCUAAUGCUGCUGCUGCAGGGGUCCAGGAGACAUUUCACCAAGAUUUAGUGAACACACAUACUACAACUUUACCUAUACAUGUCAUUACCACUAACAGAGUAACCACAACAAACAACAACACGGUUAAUAAUAAUAACACCAACAAUGACCGAAACGAUCUCGUACACCAUCAACUUCAGAAUCUGCAACAACAACAGCAGACUGGUGAUGUUUUAGAGACGGAAGAAGAAAUGAUGGGUUCAGAUAUAGGCACACAGAAUAUAGUGGUGGAACAACAAUUUGUAAACAACGAGAACGGAUGUUUGGCGAACGACGAAAAUGCCGACGAGGCAAAUGAUAACAACUCGUCUCGCAAUGGUAUUACACCACAAAACAGUAUCAGCAUCACUCUUGCACCUUCUAAUGAUGAAAGUGGGGCUCCUUUGGGUUCCAGCCAAAACCCUAUCCGUAUUAUUCAACAAGGGAAUCAAUAUACACCGUUGCAGCAGCUGACUACGGAUCAACUACAACAAAUUAUGCAAGUCGUACAGCAACAACAGCUAGCUCGCAGCACGCAAGCUGAGGGUUCGAGUAUUCUGUAUAACCCUCAGACCAACACUAGGAUCGUCUAUAGAGUGAUCUAUCCGUCCGAACUCCACAAAUCUGUUACCAGCGGAGAAGUUGAGAGUUCUAGCUCAGACGGAACUACAUUGCAGACUCGAGUGGAAACUCAGUCACAGGGUCAACAAACAGUGACGUUCAAUCAAUUACAACGGAGACCUUAUCGACGGCGGAACAAAGAAGAAGAGGAGAAAAUAGACGGACCCGAACUAAGCAAGGAAGAGAAAGAGGAACGUAAAAAACAUCGGCCCAGGACUAGGUCAGGUCGUGUAUCGAAACCUCCUAAACACAUGGUAAAAGAUUAUAAACAUAUCCACGUGCUUGAUUGGGACGAGGACUAUGAUGAUUCGGAUGGGGGUUACUCUGAUUUUAAGUACAGCGAAGACGAAGAAGCUGAACGAAGGGCUGCUGCAGCCGCUGCCGCCCGAAGUGGUAAUCUAGAAGUCCUUGAUGAACCUUACAUCCACCCAGGUUUGGGUUCUUCUAAACCAAAGAAUUUUAAAUGUGAACUAUGUUCCAAAGCAUACAUUGGCCGAGCUGGUCUGGCCAGACAUUAUCGUCUGAACCCAUCCCAUGGCCAGCUUUCAGCUGAAGAUGAACUUGAACUGCGAAACCAAGUUUUACAACAUUCUACUGUAAAUGGCAUGGGAAACAGCAGUGGAAAUCUCUCCGAGGACAGCAAUACUCAAGACUCUCUUUUAGGAUUAUCAUCAGGUUCGGGAAGGACUUCAUCUUCCACAUACACCACCAGCAGUUCUUUGAAGUCACUAGCAUCAGCGACAACGACAUGCAUAGCUGGCACUACCACCACAACACCAACGGUGACGAUAACUACUGCUACUACCACAACCACAAGCCUCCCCAGUAGUGAAACAACAACAAGUAACAGCAAUGGUGUUAGUGGUGGUACUGCACCCACUGUCUUCACCAGUUCAACUCCAACCAGUUAUGUAUCCAGUCAUGUAACACGGGGACCCGGGCGAAGGCUUGGACACCAUCUUCAUGAAACACCAGCUAAAAGAAAAGCCAGAUUAAAAGAGUUGAUUAAACAAUGUGAAGAUGAAGAACUGAUGGAAAUUGUGCUUCCUCGCCUGGCUACUGUGAUUACUGUUUGGGAGUUUCUUUUAAUGAAGGUAGAAAAGGGACGCCCAUCAAAACCUCAGAUUCCUGACAUCUUCAAAGAGUUUGAAAAUUUACACAAACGUGUUCAAAAAAUAUGUCAAAAGUAUCUUGUUCCUGUCUCCGAGCGAGAUGGUCAUUUGGAAGGAAGCACUUCAAGUAGACUAAAUGUGCAGAAUUCUGCUGUUGCAAAAUCUCUUGGUUUGUCUGUUGGGAUGUAUGAUGUAAAAGAAGUUCCAGUUCAAGAAGAAAAAACAUUCCAGUACAAGCUGCUGACCACUGAUCCUUCCAGUUUAAACAUCAUACCUGGUCAGACCAAUAAACGGACAAUAGAACUGGUCACUCAAGAGCAACUAGUGAGCCAGACACCCAACAAAAAGAUCCGAGUGAUCAAUUUGAACUCUGCCGACUUAUCUGAAUUGUCUCAGUUCUCUCAUGGGACCUUACCCAACCCAGCUGAGCGGUAUCCAGUUCAGAGGGUAAACAACACAAAUAACCUAACCCAGUUAUCUGCCCUGCCCACACCCCUUCCACCUCCAUUACCACCUCCUCCCCCUUCCUCUCUUCCACCAGUAUCAUCUUCAUUGACAGAUAAUACAAACAACACACAGCCCUUAGCAGUAGCAACAAAUUGUGAUAGCAUGAAUAGUAAUGACAUUAGCAACAGUAGUGGUGAAGGUAGCAACAGUUGUAAGGUUGCUGUUAGCAAUUGCGAAACAGUUCCUGUCAGAACAGUUGUUUGUGUGAAUACCAAUUCCAAUAAUGACUCAGUCGGUCAGUUGGCUCAGGAUGGACUAAAUAACGAACUGAACGUUACUACUAGCUUAGUGAACGGCAUCAACAAUGCCAACACCACCACGGUCGUGCUCCCUGUUACUGUAAUGACUCAUCCACCGACUACAGAAGUAAUAGCUGUUUCUUCACCUCUCUCUGUGUCAUCAAAAAGUGACACGCCUGGAGAAGGUGAUAGUACAUCAAGGAAAACUAUUACAACACCUAUGGACAUUGGAGCUGUUGUCGGUGACAUUCAGACUCACUCUCAACAAAACAACAACCUCACUAGUUCUAAUCCUGCAAUCACUUCUGUUACUGAUUCCGUAGACACAUCUGAAUUGGUCAUCAAUAAAGCUAAUCCUCUCACUUCAAAGAUAACGACAGUUGUUACACAGUCCACUCCACUAACUGAAGUAGUAUCAUCACCUGCAUCUUGUCCAGUCACCCACUUGUCCCAAAUUCCUGACACUGCUGCUCAACAGACUCUGCAAAACCUAACCAGUACAACGACAACGAUGGUUGCUGCUCCUGUGCCAUGUGUUGAAGAGCAUGUGGUCGAGGUCCCUGUUGCCAUGGAGCAAAAUAUGCCGAUCUCUGCUGCUGUUUCCACGGCAAGUGUAUUAGGUUUAGAGCAUUUAAAUUCUUCUGAGGCUCAUACUUUGAAGGCCAGGACGUUUGAAUCAAUUGAGCAGCAACCAACUGAGCUGGUAAAUACAGGGCAGAUAAUUUUUGAGGACAGUGUUGUGACAUCGGAACAGCUGGUGUCACAGCCAAACAUUUUCCAAACUGAGGAUGGUAUUAUAAUUAUUCAAAAACCAGAUGGCACCACUAUGCAGAUUCAGGGGGAGCAGACUAUAUCACUGGAAACUGUACAGGCUGUCUUUGCUAUGGACACUGAAGAUCAAAUGGAACGACUAGCAUCGGUGCAGCAGCCCACUACAGAUCUGGAGGGACAGCAGUAGAUUGUUGAUAUAAUUAUGUUGUUAUUAACAUUUCAUUUCAUCAAAAGCAAAAAAAAAAAAAAAAGAAGAAAAUAUGUAAAAGUUUGUUGAAGCUUUCAGUAUUUCUCACAUUUAUCCAUCUAACUCUCUCUCUGUUCAAUGCUCUUUCUGUUUGUUGGUUGUACAAGUUACCACUCUGUAUCUCUUUUUUUCCCCCUCCUCAUACACACACAUCUUUAUUCUUUUGUUUCUCCAUCUCAGUGUUGCUCUCACUUCCUUGCUCUUCUACUAGCCCACCCACUCUCUCUUUCUCACUCUCUCUCUCUGUCUACAUAUAUUUAUGUGUAUAUAUAUAUAUAUAUAUAUAUAUAUAUAUAUAUAUAUAAGCCUGUCAUUUUCUUGGAUGUUCACACAUCCCUGUCUACCUCCUUUCUCUUACACAGACUCUUCCUCUUUGUAUUAUUUGACUGAAUGACCGUUGUUUGUAUACAAAUAAAAGAGAUUGCUAUGCAAGUAUUGUAUAAGAAAUAUAAAAACCCCCAUCGACACACACUUAGACUCCUCAUGUACAUAUGUCAUACACACAUGCACACACACAAACACACACACACACACCAUUACAUUUCUAUAUUUUUGAGAUGAGUUUGUUUUCUAGGAUAAUGAAGAAUUGAUUGGACAUGAACUUCCAACUUUCAUGUUUAAAUUUCUGCUGUAUUUCAAUUGGUAUAUUUUCUGGUCGUGUCAUAUUUAAACUUUUAUUGUAAUUCACAGGUUAUGUUGUUUGUAAUGUUUCUUAACUAUUUUAUUAGAAGCAUUGAGACCUAACAGAAUUCACAAGUUCAUUUUAUAAAGACAAAAAAAAAAAAAAGAGAGAGAGAGAGUACACCUUUGAA
Molecule: messenger RNA, 5612 nt
Organism: Octopus sinensis (East Asian common octopus)
Lineage: Eukaryota; Metazoa; Mollusca; Cephalopoda; Octopoda; Octopodidae
Exons: 5
Coding region: 451-4740 (1429 amino acids)
Source: RefSeq, a predicted model, not a curated record